AUUAUUUAUUUAAUCUUUCUCUUAUAUAUAAUCCAAUAAGCAUAUGCAUAGUUAAUCCAAACAACAAUCUCUAUUCAUUCCCAUAAAAGAGAAAACCAUCAUAAACUUCAUCUUCACUCACCAGUCACCACCACCACCUCCUCCAAGUUCAAGGUAUUCAAAACAUGGAAAUAAAGAAGUAUUUAAGCAGACGGGGAUACCGGCGUCUCGACUAUGGCAUGACCACCACCGGCCGACGAAAGAAGAUGCAGGUAAUUCGGAUGAGAAGUCCACGUAGGGAUUGGAAGAUCAGAACAAGCCCAAAGCUAAGAUGGAUGAUAAGAUCACCAUUGAAAUUGUUGACAAAAGUCAAGAAUACGUAUAUGAACUUUAUGUUGAAGUUGGCUGGUAAUGUAGGAGGGGCCUUAAACACUGAUAACAAGUUUGGUAUGAAACGGAUUCCAAAGGCUCGUCAAGUGUCUAAAGGUUAUUCUGGUGAUGCGUUUGAGGCUAGGCUUAUAUUUGAGAUUUCUAAGACCUUGGUGGCUUCACAUGAACUAUAUUCUAUGUAAUUGUUUGUUUCUUUGUUUUCUUAGAAUUUUUGUAAAAAAAUUCACGUGAUUCCCAUUUCCCUAUUAGGAUGUGUUAAUUACUUAAUUCAACUGUAUCAUAUUUUUAUAUUUUUAUUGUUCGAUGUAUAAGUUAGUUUUCAUCACUGAAUCAAUAAAUCUUACCAUUAAAUCAAA
Molecule: messenger RNA, 725 nt
Organism: Medicago truncatula (barrel medic)
Lineage: Eukaryota; Viridiplantae; Streptophyta; Magnoliopsida; Fabales; Fabaceae
Exons: 1
Coding region: 165-551 (128 amino acids)
Source: RefSeq, a predicted model, not a curated record